Gambusia affinis (western mosquitofish) is the source of this 1794-nucleotide messenger RNA. RefSeq names its product odorant receptor 131-2-like. Lineage: Eukaryota; Metazoa; Chordata; Actinopteri; Cyprinodontiformes; Poeciliidae. Gene Ontology annotation, molecular function: G protein-coupled receptor activity. Gene Ontology annotation, biological process: G protein-coupled receptor signaling pathway. Gene Ontology annotation, cellular component: membrane. Bases 821 to 1747 code for a protein of 308 amino acids. The record is from RefSeq and is a predicted model, not a curated record. The transcript has a single exon.
UGUUGUUGGCUGAUGGUAACGUUUGUUGGAUAAUCCCAAAAGUGUGACUGAAAACAGAGCAACUGUUUCAUCACACCAAUGAAACCCACAUUUGAUUGGCUGGUAAAUUCAGAGGAGUGAUGAUGUCAGCAAAAGCAGCCUUUAUCAAAAGUAAGGAGCCUGAUUCUCUUCUUAUAUUUAUCCUCCGAAACGUGACCGCCAGGAGAGGAGUCAGGACAAACCAGUGAGGAGUGAGUGAUUUGUCCAAAGCACGCACACAGUUUGUUUUCAUUUAGCUGAGCAUGAAUAACUGAACUGUUUAUUUUGUUUCAUAUCAGAACAUGAGUUUAAAUUGUGUUUUGUGCUGGGUUUACUGGGUUUAUGGACUGAUUGAUUUAGAGAAAUUUGAUCUUCUGACUAAACCGAUGACAUUUUUGUGACAUCGUCAGUUCAUUUCCGUUAAUAUUUCUCAUCCAAAAGAAGUUUUAGGAGAAAAGAAAAGUUUUCUAACAGAGUGUAUUGAUUGAAUAUUACAAACUUGGAUUUAUGUAAAUUGAAUAAUAAACACUGAUAAGGGUAAGUACAUGUAAAUUGAACAUUACAUCAUUGUGCAAAAUUCUCCAUCUCUUUUAUGUCCUUAUGGAUUCUCGGGAAACCGAUCCAUACGUAAGAACAAGUUGACCUGUUGACCUGAUUGAGCAAAACCAAUGUGGUUUUUGGGUUCAGCACAUCAAAACAACCCUAAAACAGAUGAAGAAACCCCAGACGUUUUUUCUGGUUGUUGAUCAGAGCGAUGCGUGUUUGUCCUGUAUUUUCAGAAAACUGAACUGGAGCCACAGGAAUGAACGGCACGGAAAGUCCAAGCAGGAUCCAGAUCCAUGUAUCCGUCAGGGUUCUGCUGACUGUGCUCCCAUGCCUCUUUUUCUUGUACGUUAACAGCGUCAUGCUGUUCGCCCUGGUGAAAAAGCCCCUGCUUCUGGAGUCACCCCGUUACAUCCUGUUUGGGCAUUUGCUCUUCUCCGACUUCCUCCAGGUCCUACUGACCACGCUGCUCUACAUAUUCGCUCUGACCAUGGUCAGAAUCAUCACUUGCGCUUGCAUUUUCCUCAUCCAGUUCACAGCCAUCACCGUGAAGAUGUCCCCCAUCAACCUGGCUGUCAUGUCUUUGGAGAGGUUCGUUGCCAUUUGUUUCCCGCUGAGGCACGCCGCCAUUGCAACCUCCAGGGUGACGCGUGGCGCCAUCGCUGUGAUGUGGACCGUGGCCUCUUUGGACUCUUUCACGCAGCUCUGUCUGUUUUUCAGCAUCGGCAACAGAAGCCUCACCGCUCAGCAGGUCUGCAGGAAAAAGACGGUGUUUCAGCUGCAGGUUUACGUGAUUGUGAACCAGGUUUUCACAGUCGCAAAUUUCGUCCUGGUUACCGUUAUUAUCAUUUACACUUACAUUGCCACCAUGGUGGCGGUGAAGUGCGGCUCUUCGUGCGCUCACAAGGCCAAAGUGGCGCACCAAACCGUGAUCCUGCAUGCGCUGCAGCUGUGCCUGUAUCUCAUCUCCACCCUGUUUAACAUGAUAAACUCCAGCGACCUGUUUAACUUGGACCCAGGCGUUGCUCUUUACGUCAACCACACGCUCUUUUUAGGGCUAAUCAUUUUCCCCAAGUUUUUGAGCCCGCUCUUAUACGGCCUUAAAGAUCAGACGUUCAAACACGUCUUCAAAUACUACUUUACCUUUGGCUACAGAUCUUCAGUAGAGCCGUAUCCCAAGCCUUGAUCACUAAUUGGAAUAAGUUGUGUUUUAAUUUGCAUAGUGCAUGAAAA